This is a messenger RNA of Pelodiscus sinensis (Chinese soft-shelled turtle), 942 nucleotides long. Its product is annotated as olfactory receptor 14C36-like. NCBI's taxonomy places the organism in Eukaryota, Metazoa, Chordata, Testudines, Trionychidae. Gene Ontology annotation, biological process: G protein-coupled receptor signaling pathway. Gene Ontology annotation, molecular function: G protein-coupled receptor activity; olfactory receptor activity. Gene Ontology annotation, cellular component: membrane. The record is from RefSeq and is a predicted model, not a curated record.
AUGUCCAAUCAAACCACCCUGAAGGAGUUUCUUCUCAUGGGAUUUUCUGAUGUUCGUGAGUUGCAGCUUCUCCACUUUGUGAUGUUUCUGGUCAUUUACCUGGUGGCCUUGGUGGGGAAUCUUCUCAUCAUCACGGUUGUGGCCUUCAACCACCAACUUCACACCCCCAUGUACUUCUUCCUUGGAAACUUGUCCUUCCUUGACAUCUGCUACAUCUCCGUCACGGUCCCUAAAUCCAUGGCCAACUCCUUAACCAACACCAAGCUGAUCUCUUUCGCUGGCUGUGUCGCCCAAGUCUUCUUGGUGCUCACCUUGGCUUUUGCAGAGAUGAUUCUUCUCAUGAUCAUGGCGUAUGACCGCUACGUUGCCAUCUGCCGCCCCCUGCACUACAGGGUGAUCAUGAACAAGUCUGUGUGCGCUCAGAUGGCGUUGGGGUGCUGGGUUGGUGCUGUCUUCUACUCGGUGAUGCAAACGGGUAACACCUUCAGGUUGUCGUUCUGCCGCUCUAAAGUUAUCGGGCAGUUCUUCUGUGAUAUCCCACAGCUGCUCAAGAUCUCUUGCUACGAUACGUCCGCUAACGAAGCCUUGGUGAUUGUCUGUGUUUUAUUUUUCGGGUUCCUGUUCGUCAUUUCGAUAUUCGUGUCCUAUAGUCACAUCUUCUCCACCAUUCUCAGAAUCCCUUCCGCGCAGGGCAAGUACAAAGCCUUCUCCACCUGCCUGCCCCACCUGAUCGUUUUCUCGCUGUUUAUGAGCACCACCAUGUUCACCUACAUGCGACCGAAGUCCAUGUCCUCCCUCUACCAGGACCUGCUGGGCGCUGUGUUUUAUUCCGUGGCGCCGCCCCUGCUGAAUCCGAUAGUUUACACCCUGAGAAAUAAGGAGAUAAAAGAUGCCCUGAGGAAAAUGCUGCUCAGGAUAGUCUUGGUAAAACACGCAUCAUGA